CUCUGGUUAUCUAUGCUAUAGUAAUUUCACUUUCAUGGGGACUGAGGAUCCAAACAACCUUCCUGCAUCUGAUAAUCUUGAAAGAGGAAUUGAAAAUAUUGAAGUUGGUGCAAAUGGAGACACUUCCAAAACCACUAAUUUCGAAGUCAGUGAAAGCAACGAACCUUUACGUGAAAGUGAUAGUGACAUGGAUUUGGAGAGUGACCCUGGCUCACAAGUUGGUGUUGACUUGACUGGAACACCAUCACAAGUUUGUGUUGAGUUGGCAGAAACAGUUGGGAUAACAGAAGAAGUAACUAUGGUCGACUCUGUAAUACAUGCUGAGAAUGGACUUCUAAGUUUGCCAGACGCAAACUAUAGUAGUAAUCAGACAGAGGAUCAAGAUCAUGUCAGCACUCAGGAGAUUGGUGGUGUCAAAUGCUUAUCUGGAGUUAAGAGACCUCGAGCAACUCUUGAUGUUGAGCAACCGUCAGUGCAUGUUGUUUAUGAUUCUUUAACAAGAGAGAGUAGAAAGAUGCUUGAGGGGCUGCUACAACAAUGGUCAGAGUGGCAUGCCAAACAUUGUUCUUCAGCACAGGAUUCAAGAGAACUGUUAGAAUCUGGUGAAGAGACAUAUUUCCCUGCUCUUCAUGUUGGUUUGGAGAAACCUUCUGCAGUGACAUAUUGGGUGGACAAACAAGCAAGUAACAACAAGAGCGAGUUUAUUCCAUUGGACGGCAACUCUAUUCCUCUUUAUGAUCGUGGAUAUUCAUUUGCUUUGACUGCAACAGAUAGUUCAACCAAUGUGGAAAGAGGAAUAGAAAUGGUUGAUAGUUCCCGAUGUUUCAAUUGUGGUUCCUAUGGCCACGCGUUGAAAGAAUGCCCUAAGCCUCGUGAUAAUGCAGCUGUUAAUAGUGCCCGUAAACAGCACAAGUCCAGAAGGAAUCAAAGUGCCAGUUCUCGCAAUCCAACUCGAUAUUAUCAAGAUUCUCCGAGGGGAAAGUAUGAUGGUUUAAGACCAGGUGCCCUGGAUUCGGAAACCCGAAAACUUUUGGGCCUUGGGGAGCUUGAUCCACCUCCCUGGAUUAAUAGAAUGAGGCAAAUGGGAUAUCCACCAGGAUAUUUGGAAGACGACGAGGAUCAACCCUCAGGAAUCACAAUAUUUGCUGAUGAGAAAAAUAAGGAAGAAACAGAGGAAGGGGAAAUUCUUGAUAAAAGCCUUCCAAACCUGCCCAGGAAGAUGACCGUUGAUUUUCCAGGUGUAAAUGCCCCAAUACCUGAACAUGCUGAUGAAAGACGUUGGGAAGCUGCGCCUUCGAGUUCGCGUUAUUCGAGAAGUCAUUCACACAACCGUUAUAACCAUGCACAAGACUAUGUCAACAGAGGGCAUUAUCAUGAACAGCGUCGGUCUAGGGAUUUUGAAGAUGACGGACCUCCUGGUUGUGAUCCUAGAACUAGCCCCUUGUUGUCAACCUAUUCUUACAGAUAUGGGGCUUAUGACCCACGAUAUUCAUCUCAUAGCCCAAGGGACAGUGCUUCAAUGCCAAGAAGCCAUAGCUUUGGAAGAUCCUUGUCAGAGAGAGAGAGGAGAAACCCAAUCGUCAAAGAAGGUUCCUAUCACCACAGUUUCUAUGGUUCCCCUAGGUAAACUCUGUCUAGACAAUCUGAUUGAAUGAAGGAUCUGUACUCUGAUUCAGCAUUCUCUUCGCCAUCAUUCCGUCCAGUUUAAUGGCAUAUUUAAAGAUGUACCUAUUAUCUCUGUAUUCCCCCUGCAAGUUAUUGAAAUGUUGUACAUGAGCUAAGUUCUUAUAGGAGUUGCUAAACUGGAACUGCUGAUCUGUUGAUGUUAUGUAAAAUAGCGGGAGUAUGAUUUUCUUUCAAGUUUGUUGAUACAGUUUUACGCCUUUUGGCAUUGAACGUGCUUGGUCAAGUACUAUAACUUACUUCUUUUGAGGCUUCAA
Messenger RNA from Solanum lycopersicum (tomato), 1940 nucleotides. RefSeq lists its product as uncharacterized. Gene Ontology annotation, cellular component: catalytic step 2 spliceosome. Gene Ontology annotation, molecular function: zinc ion binding; RNA binding. Lineage: Eukaryota; Viridiplantae; Streptophyta; Magnoliopsida; Solanales; Solanaceae. The record is from RefSeq and is a predicted model, not a curated record.